CGGGGCCGGCCAGCGUCCGCCCGCACUCACUCACUCCGGCUCCGCCAGGAAGUGACUCCGCAGUUACACCGCGGGGAGGCAGAACCGAUUCACCCCCCGGCUGCUUCGCCACCCACCUCGCCCCCGAACCAGGCCCGCGGCUUGUCCUGCGCGCAGAGCGCGGGCUGCUCCGCCCGGGCAGACAGCGGGAGGCGGGGGCAGGGCCGGCCGGCCGAGCGGCCAUACAACGCAGGGGCGCCCGCCCACCGUGCCUGGGCAAGUCCCCCGCCCGCCGCCGCUGUCUCGGCGCCCGCCCGCAGCUGAGCUCCCCGCCGCAGCCUUCCCCCGGAUUUGCACCGCGCGCUAGUCCAGGGCAGGGCAGGGGAGGCGGCGGCGGCGCAGCCCCAGCGCUUGGAGCGGGCGGCCGGCCCCAGCCGAGCCGGGAGAUGAGCGAGAGUUGCGGGUUUCCUUUGCCUGAUCUGUAAACAUGUCCACUGAUCUGCUAUGGUGUGAGGACUGCGGCAAAAGCCUUAUAGGAGAAUGUAAACUCCAUGGACCACUCAUCAGGGUUAAAGACAGGGUUAUUCCCAGUCGAGCCCGCCUUACCCUACCUCACUACCUCACUUUGCGAGUGCUGGAGCUGCGAGCUGGGAACCAACAGAUCCUUGGAGUGUUUGCUAAGAAAGUUAUACAGAAGAGAACACAGUUUGGUCCUUACGUUGGGAAACUAUCUACAAAACUUACCCACUAUGAUGACAACAGGCUAGUUCUACAGGUAUUGAAAGAUGACGGAAAGUACUUUCUGGAUGCUUCCAAUGAAGACACUGGUAACUGGAUGAUGUUUGUCCGACUGGCCCGGAACCAGGAAGAACAGACCCUUGUAGCCUAUCAGUACGCUGGAGAAGUCUACUUCACAACUGUUAAGAGUAGCCAUGGAGUUGGUCACAGAGAAAGCUAUUUCCUACAGCCAAUUGAACCCCACACAGAAUUAAAAGUGUGGUAUGCUGCAGAUUACGCCAAGUUUAUGGAAGCUUCUGCAGUUGUCAUCAAAGAAGAGUCUGAUAGCUGUGCUUUAUCACCAGUUUUAACAACAAGAGAGUGUGCCGACGCCUGGAUAUGCUCCAAUUGUAGUAACGUUUUUGGGACUUUAGCUCUGCUGGAAUCUCACCAAUGCACCAGUAAAGACAAAGCACUUCUCACCAGCUUCAGAGCAGCAAAUAAAUUAGAACCUCUAAAAGCCAAGGGCAAAACCAAAGGCAAACUGAGUGAAACUGGCUUGGGCACAAGCAUUGUCCAGUGCUAUGGGGCCAUUUCCUGUUCCCCUAGUGCAAAGUCUACCUGUGCCAGCUCAGGAAGUGUUUGCGGUUCCAUUGUGAGGUUUGUGCCUACAUGGAGAAAUGAUCAGUCUUCACUACUAAAGGAAAGAGAAGCGAAGCAGCCAGACAGUUAUCACUGCCGAUUCUGCGGGAAGAUAUUUGUUUCUGUUGAAAAGCUCACAGCCCACACUUACGCCCACACAGGAGAGCGUCCCUACAGGUGUUCCCAGCCAGGAUGCAUGAAAGCUUUCAUUUCCAAAUAUAAACUGAUAAGGCACUCGGCCACCCACUCUCCACAGAAAUCUCACCAAUGUGGUUACUGUGAAAAGACCUUCCACAGAAAGGACCAUCUGAAAAAUCACCUUCAGACUCACGAUCCCAACAAAAUGGCCUUCAAGUGUGAAGCCUGUGGCAAGAAGUACAACACCAAGCUGGGUUACAAACGACACCUGGCUCUUCAUGCAGCCACCAGUGGGGACCUUACCUGCAGGAUGUGCUCCCAAGAGUUCGGAGGCACAGAAGUGUUGUUAGAACACCUCAAAACUCACGCAGGGAAGCCAGGCAGCAGCACCAAGGAAAAGAAACAUAAGUGUGACCAUUGUGAACGCUGUUUCUACACCCGCAAAGAUGUGCGGCGUCACAUGGUGGUUCACACAGGCUGCAAGGACUUCUUCUGCCAGUUUUGUGCCCAGAGAUUUGGGCGCAAGGACCACUUGACUCGCCACAUGAAGAAAACACAUGCACAAGAGCUGCUGAAGGGCAGGUUGCAGAAUGGUGACUUUCAGGGUCUCUUUGACCCUCUCUCUCCAUUCAGACUGAAGGAAGAUGCCAGUAUCCUGUCCUCUUUUCCUGAGAGGGCUUCUAUGCAGCAUGGGAUUCUGAACACAUUGGAAGCAGAAGAGUAUAGCAACCCACAUAUUCACUGUCAACAAAGCCUACAGUCUACUCAUCCUCUGGAACCUCCUCACUUGCUAAGGAUGAGCUGUGUAGAUAGUCUCUCAGCCACUCAUUCUAAACCAUCUUCACCAUCAAUUCCUACCAACCAGAAUCUUCAUCAGCACAACAAAUAUGAACUGAGUACUACCUCAUUUGCACCAGCAUCCCUCAAAAACCUACCCAUCGAAGUGGAUGUUAAAGCUCAUAAUGUGAACUUGCUCGAGGACCUGCCUUUACCAGAACCUCACAAAGUCAAUCUGGAAGAAGCUUCCUCGGGGGGUGCAGGCGAUGCUGGCAAGUACAUAUUGCACAAGGAGACUGUGACAACAGUUGAAUCUAUUAGCAUGCCCUCCAUGGAUCUUACUCAUAUACUGGGUUUCUGGCAGUUCCCUCAGAGUGAUAACCAGAAUAACAGUGGGGACAUCACAAUGGCAUUUGGUCAUGAGGAAGCACCACACAGGCUGAGCUGCCUCAGCCAACAGCAAGGUGCACAGCUAGCUCUGGGUGGAGUGGCCCUAAACCAGCUUCAUCCCCAUUCUUUUUCAUCCAGUACAAAUUCUGUAACAUUGCCUCAUUUUCACCAUGCCUUCAGAUAACUACCAUCUUUUUUAGGGCUCCUUUUCAUACCCAGAUUUCUGAAGGAGAAAAGCCCCAAACCAUUUAAGAACUUUUAAAAAGGACAUUAUAAACAUUGUAGAAUGUUCCAGGAAGUAACAGAGUGAAUAGAUGUAUUUUAUCUAAUACUUACUAGUUUCAUAGCAUAUGACACUUGCAACAAUGCCAUCUUUUCUGCUCAAUACCCUCCAUGUUUUCACACUUAAACUAAAUAGCUGAACUAGUGUUCUUCAAUGGAAAUACAAAUGUAUCUAGAACAUGCACAAAACGUGAUGGCUGCUAUGGGGGUGAGGGUGGGAAACAUAACUUUUUAAAUGAGCCAUGACUCGCAGUUAGUUUAUACAAAUGACUUGAACAUUGUUCAUAUGUAGAAUCUAGGAGGGUCCAGUAGGUUUUAAUGGCAAGCACUUAAUCACUGAGCUUUAAGAAUUUUUAAUUUAAGUUGUGACUUCCUUCAAUUAUUUUAUCUCCUCUCGCUUUUUUAAAAACAAAAUAUUUGCUCUGGUGAUUAGGUUGAACUCAAAUUUGUUUUUUUUGAAGUGCACUUCCGCUGUGUGUGGAGAUACGGUGUUUUCUCCGGGGCUGGAAAUAACUACCACUGUCGUAGCCUAAGAAUAAAUGUCUUGUAUAAAUGGCUUUUUCUGAAGAGGAAGUAUAUGGUUAAGACGACACAUUAAUUUUCAUUUAGACCUUGAUCCUGCAAGAUGCUAGGCAUUCUGGGCCUAAUCCAAGAAAGCACUUAAGCCUAAACUUAGCUUGAAGCACGAGUAGUCCCACUGACGCCAGCACUCAGCCCCUCGCACAAUCUAACUCUCAGGCUAUGUCUACACUAGCACUUUUUUGUCAGCAAAACUACACUCCAACCAACAAAAGCACCAGUGUAGACAGCACUAUGUCAGCAGGAGAUACGUCCCGCCGACAUAUCUACCAUUGCUCAUUGGAGGUGUUUUAAUUAUGCCGGCGGGAGAGCUCUCUCCCGCUGGCAUAGAGCAACUACAGAGGAGACCUUACAGCUGUGCUGCUGUACAGUCUGUAGUGUAGACACAGCCUCAGGAAAGAUUAUGUUCCCCAUCCAAGCAAGCUCUGUUCACUUUUGGUUGAUAAUGAUGGCCUUUGUUUAGUCCAGGAAAGUGGUAAUUCAUCGUGAAAACAAUGAGGAGUCUGGUAGCAUACAGACUAAUACGGCUACCCCUCUGAUACUUAUUCAUUGUAACAAUCUGUAGCAUAAAUGUUCCUUGGCAGCUAAACUACUCUAGCAACAUAAGCUUGAUGUUACAGUCCUCCACAUAUGCAUGGUAGCUCUUGUUGCAGUCAAUGACUGGUCUAAAGUCCUUCUGGAUGCAAGACCAGAGAAGGUCCCACCGUGUCUCUUCCACAGCUACAAAUAGUGUCAAACUCCCACUAAAGUUGGAUAAAUAUAUGGCAGGUAUGAAAAUGUUAAGUAAUUUUAUAUUCAUGGUUUCAGCACAGUAGUAAUUAACAAGUUAUAUCUAGCCAUUAAGUUACAUUUGUUUGUAUAAACCAAAACAGAAAUAUGCUCUUUUUUGUUUGUGUUUUGUUUUUGUAAAUUGUCUAUAUAUAGUUCCUUUCUAAAAGUCUUCAGGUGUCAAAGUGCCAUCAGCUGACAAGACCUGGUGAACUCAUGCAAAUUGGAAAAGAUACCACUCUAUUUUUUUUUUU
Chelonia mydas (Green sea turtle) is the source of this 4526-nucleotide messenger RNA. RefSeq names its product PLAG1 like zinc finger 1 (gene PLAGL1). Gene Ontology annotation, molecular function: DNA-binding transcription factor activity; RNA polymerase II cis-regulatory region sequence-specific DNA binding; histone deacetylase binding. Gene Ontology annotation, biological process: regulation of transcription by RNA polymerase II; cell fate commitment. Gene Ontology annotation, cellular component: cytoplasm; nucleus. Bases 467 to 2827 code for a protein of 786 amino acids. The record is from RefSeq and is a predicted model, not a curated record. The transcript is spliced from 9 exons. NCBI's taxonomy places the organism in Eukaryota, Metazoa, Chordata, Testudines, Cheloniidae.